Messenger RNA from Linum tenue, 1200 nucleotides. The record is from the annotation of a GenBank genome assembly. Lineage: Eukaryota; Viridiplantae; Streptophyta; Magnoliopsida; Malpighiales; Linaceae.
GCGGGACGAGAUCGGGCCUCAUCAAGACGCCUCUCGGGGGAGGCAAAAGUUUGAAAAAAAUAAAAAUGUCGCUCCGAAGUCCCAACUCCUAGUCCCGCCGGCGACUUCGGCAGCAGUUUUAGCAAGGCAAAGCAAUGGUGGAUUUCAAGAGCUCUGACAUCAGUCUCUGGAAACAGGCGCUAGAUUGUUACCCUGCCCGGAUAGCUUCUCUCAACAAGCCCAACCUUGCAUCCCUCGAUGAAUUCUACCGCAUCGAACUUCCUUCCGCAAUUCACCGGCGGAACCCUAAACCCUACAUCACCACUCCCGAGCUCGCGAAGCUCAUGCAGUGGAAGCUCUCCCGGGGGAAAUGGCGCCCCCGAUUGCUGGAUUUUGUCUCAUCUCUGGACGAGGAGCUCGUGAAAUCGGCUUCCGGAAAGGCGUUCGAGUCGCUCCCUGACCUAUCGAAAGCGGUAUCUGCUCUCACGGUUCUGAAAGGCGUCGGUCCGGCCACUGCGUCCGCCGUUCUAGCCGCCUAUGCGCCGGAUGUCGCCCCCUUCAUGUCCGACGAAUUUAACACUUGUAUUUAUUGGUGGAUUUGGUGGAAGGCUAUGGAGGCGGCUCUAGGUAACUCUAAAGACUAUACCUUGAAGCAGUAUCUGCUGUUUGCUGACAAACUGCAAGCUAAAGCGAAGGAACUAAACACAAUUGGCGAUUCGUUCACAUCCUCGGAUGUAGAAAGAGCCUUGUGGAGCUCGAUUACACAAACCAAGCUCGAUUCACGUUCAGACACAUCCUCCAGGACCAAGACAAGUCAAGGCAGCAAGAGAAAGAGGAAACCUUGAUGAAUUUAUUCAUCACUUGAUGGCAACCUAACCGUAGGUCUAACUUUUUCGGCUUAAGGUUUCAAUACACCUAAUGGAGGACUGGAGGAGGUUGGAAUUUAUGGUGGUGACGGUGCUACUGCUUGUACUCCUCCAUUGUUGUGGAGUUGGCGGAGGUGAUGCUCUUGGCUCUAGUUUGCCGGUUGUUGGCCAUGACAUCCGGUUUUCGAUUUCGUAUGUGUUGUUUGUAUCAUAGAAACAGGCAUCUAUCUCAGUUGUUGAAAGAUGGAUUCUAAACUCAAGACGAGUGAUAUGUAUGGGAGCAGUCGAACUGCACCGCGCUGCAAUCAUCUAAACUGCAUCGCACCACUUAUUAAAUAGAUCGCGCCACAUUCGG